Ctenocephalides felis (cat flea) is the source of this 243-nucleotide messenger RNA. RefSeq names its product insulin-like growth factor 2 mRNA-binding protein 2. Gene Ontology annotation, molecular function: RNA binding. The record is from RefSeq and is a predicted model, not a curated record. NCBI's taxonomy places the organism in Eukaryota, Metazoa, Arthropoda, Insecta, Siphonaptera, Pulicidae.
AUGAGCAAAUUGUAUGUCGGUAACCUCCCGAUUGACUCUGGCGAAUCCGCUUUGCGACAACUCUCGGAUCACAAUCUUUCAUGUUCUGAAGUGUUGGUCAAACGUGGAGGAUAUGCAUUUGUCGAUUGUCCAGAUCAAUCUGCAGAUAGAGCUAUUGAUAAAUUGAACGGCCAUUUUUAUAUGGGCAGCAUAUUAGUAGUAGAGCCUUCGGUAGCUACCUCGUCUUCUGGGAAGAAACGGUAA